Hemiscyllium ocellatum (epaulette shark) is the source of this 966-nucleotide messenger RNA. Its product is annotated as basic salivary proline-rich protein 3-like. The transcript has a single exon. Bases 1 to 966 code for a protein of 321 amino acids. The record is from RefSeq and is a predicted model, not a curated record. NCBI's taxonomy places the organism in Eukaryota, Metazoa, Chordata, Chondrichthyes, Orectolobiformes, Hemiscylliidae.
AUGGCCACCAAUCAGCACCCACUACCGCAGUCCCGCAACAGCGACCCCGGGUGGAUGGGAGGACCGGGAACAGCGACCCCGGCAGGACGGGAGGACCCAGAUAGCGACCCCGGGAGGACCCAGAUAGCGACCCCGGCAGGACCGGGAACAGCGACCCCGGCAGGACGGGAGGACCCAGAUAGCGACCCUGGGAGACAGCGAGCCUGGCUAGACGAAAGGAACCUGUCAGCGGCCCCGUCAGGACGGGAGGACCGGGAACAGCGGCCCCAACAGGACGGGAGGACGAGCCAGAAACCCUGGCAGGAUGGGAGGACCCAGACAGUGACCCCAGCAGGACGGGAGGACCGGGACAGUGACCCGGCAGGACAGCACGACCGAGACGGCAAUCCUGGCAGGCCGGGAAGGGCCGGACAGCGAGCUCAAGCAGGACAGGAGGACCAACACAGCGAUCCUGGCAGGCCAGAAGGACUGGAAACAGCGACCCCAACAGGCCGGGAGGACCGAGACAGCGACCCCCAACAGGCCGGGAGGACCGAGACAGCGACCCCAACAGGCCGGGAGGACCGAGACAGCGACCCCAACAGGCCGGGAGGACCGAGACAGCGACCCCAACAGGCCGGGAGGACCGAGACAGCGACCCCAACAGGCCGGGAGGACCGAGACAGCGACCCCAACAGGCCGGGAGGACCGAGACAGCGACCCCCAACAGGCCGGGAGGACCGAGACAGCGACCCCAACAGGCCGGGAGGACCGAGACAGCGACCCCAACAGGCCGGGAGGACCGAGACAGCGACCCCAACAGGCCGGGAGGACCGAGACAGCGACCCCAACAGGCCGGGAGGACCGAGACAGCGACCCCAACAGGCCGGGAGGACCGAGACAGCGACCCCGGCAGGAUGGAAAGAACUCAAACAGCGACCCUGGGUUCCACCCUCUCCAAAUAAUGAGGACCAGGAGUGCCUCUAG